Messenger RNA from Cooperia oncophora, 576 nucleotides. NCBI's taxonomy places the organism in Eukaryota, Metazoa, Nematoda, Chromadorea, Rhabditida, Trichostrongylidae. The record is from the annotation of a GenBank genome assembly.
AUGUUAGAACAGGGGCAGGGAAAAUGCUUCCCGAUCUUCUAUGAGUCGUUCAAUUCAUUUGCGUCCGUCUUCGCUUUGGACGAUUCGCAUUCUGUCUUGGAAGAUCGCUGUCUGGACGGAGCUCGCUUUCAGGUUGUUGAAUGUUUUGUGGAAAAGCUGGUUGAUGUGCUGAGCAUUCGUAUGAAAAGGACCUGCGUUGAGAUCUUUUUCCGAGAUUGUCAAGUGGAAGGGAUACUGCUCCAGUUAGAUACGAGCACGAAACGAUUAACCUUACUGCGCCAGGAGAUGAAACAGGAAAUGACACACUCGGAAAAAGAUCUCAACGCAGGUCCUUGUCAUACGAAUGCUCAGCACAUCAACCAGCUUUUCCACAAAGCAUUCAACAACCUGAAAUCCUCAGAACAAGACUAUUCGGAAAGCGUUUCAAAAAGCUGCAAAAGAACAAGUAGUGGGGAUAUCGCUUUCGGAAGGAACGGACUUCAAAAUCCACAUCCAGAUCUCGGACCGUGCCCAACAGAUGUGGAGAUGAUAUAUGAUGCGUGCUGGUCCCUAUGCUCAGAGAAGUUUACGGCAUAA